CCCGGGCCCUCCGCUCCGCUCCGCUCCGCACCGCAUCCCCCGCGGCGCCGCGCUCCGGCCCGCGCACGGCAGCCGGCGGCCGAGGGAGGCCGCCCUUCCGCGGAGAGGCGGCAGCACGGUGCGUGGGUGGGCUGGAUGCCCAAGAAAAGGAGGUCUUUGGUGCUUGCUGUCUCGUGGACGCCAUCAGGCCGCUUUGGACUCGUCUGGACUAAAGCUGUUGUCCAGGUUUGUCGUCUUGGUCGUCCUGAAGAAAAGGAGCUUUCGGUGCUGCAAGCUGAUCGACUAAGAACAUGGAGUAUAGUAUGGAUGCAGUUGCUUGAACAUCAUUUCUUCCAAAGCUUAUAUUCUGCAGAUAGGUUGCCUCAAUGAUUGAUUCAUAAGAAAUAUACACAGGACUAAUACCAAGAAAACAGUCUGUCUGUUGCUGUUGUGUUUAAUGAAGAUGGUGCAGAGUUGCUUCAUUUGAAAUGCAGUUGAAAAAAAUGAGGGAAAUUUUACCAAGAUUGUACUCUGGCCAAAUUAAUGAUAAAAAUAAUUCUUUAACUACAUCCCCAAAGCAAUCUGAUGAUAAAACAAAUCUGUCAAAAGGGGCAGAUGAUCAAAACUGCUGUUACCAAGGAACUGAGGCUGAGAACAAUAAGUUGUCACUGAUAAGCUGUGUAAAGUGCAGAAAUGUUCAGAAAAUUUCAAUGCAAGAUAUAGAGAAACAUAAGAAGCUUGAGUGGACUGAAGACAGAAAUUUCAUCUGCAAGAAGUGCAGUCAUAUUAAACCACCAGCUUUUGAUUUUGUUCCUGAGGGUGCCAAUGAUGCAGACUAUGAAAAACAUGAAAGAAAAACCCCAAGUAAAACCCAGAAAACGUUUAAAGUAAAAAAUUUUCUGCCAGGCAAAUACUACUGUGAUAAAUGCAGAUUUUCAACAAAGGAUCCUUUACAGUAUAAAAAGCAUGUAGGGCAACAUGAAGAAAUUAAAUUUCUUUGUUCCCACUGUAGUUAUGUAUCCUACACCAAAGGAGAAUUCCAGAGACAUUUGGUGAAGCACACUGGAACCUUUCCGUAUCAGUGUGAGUACUGUGAAUAUGGUGCUGUUAGACAUGACUAUAUUGUUAAACAUACGAGAAGAGUACAUGAAACACCCAGAAAACGGCUGUCAAAUACUCUCAUGAACCACAAGCAAAAGAAGCAGAGUCAAAGCACUUUAUGUAAAAAGCAAAAAUACAAUAAAAUUCCUUUCCAAAAUGAACUUUCAAAUUUGUCUUCAAAUAUGGUUUGUGAGGUUCCAAGUAAAGCAACUAAAACAGUCUGCUCAUCUCAAAAUGUAGAAUGUAGCAUAAACACAUCAUCGGUCCAGGAUAAGACAAUAUUGGAGCCAUCUGAAAUGAGUGUAUGUGAGAAUCAAAGUGUGGAGGUUGAGGUUUAUUCUCCAAAAACAGAGCCUUUACAACCUGGGAUGCCUUUAACAGUAAUUGCACCAUCUGAACUUGUAGUUCCUUCCAACUGUUUAGCUCAGAUAGUAGAGCUGAAAAUAGUGAAUGGAGCACAGCAGCUGGUUCUUAAACUAAUUCCUAUGAAAGAAGCAACUUACAAACCUGUGAACUGUGCAGAAGAGGAACUUGAGAAUCAAGCUAUAGAACAAUCUGCAGAAGUAAAGAAAACAUCUGUGUGUCCAAAUGAGUUACUAACUAUGGAAGUGAAUGUAAACAAAUUAUCCAGUGUUAGUAACCAGCUUAAUAUGGAUAGUACCUAUGACAACGAUUCUGAAUGUUUUUGUUCUUCUGAUUCUCAGCUCUCAGGCUAUAGUUCUGUAUCUCUACAGAGGGAAGAUACAUCAAAAUUAUGCUUUCAUUUGGUGAAAGGUAGUGAUGCCCAUUCAGGUGUUAUAGAACUUUGUUCUCCAUCUCUGGUGAUGAACAGUACUGGAAAAAAAAGUGAUCUUAAAUCCUCAAGGGGGAAAGUAGAUGGAAAAAAUAGUUUGCAUAGUGAUCUGUUCUGUUAUGAAGAAGGUGAAGAUACAUACUGUCCAAAAUACGCUUCCGUUUCCGAAGGUAAAAGUUCCAAGAAUGUUUCAGUAGAAGCUGCUCAGGAGGGCAAGAAUUUUUCUGCUGUCCAUAAAGAAAAGAAUGCAUUGUCUGUGAAGAGAGUUGACAAGGAACAUAGGAGUCUACCACUCAGCUCUACCGAAGCACAUAUAGCUGGAAAGGGUUUUGAUAAAAAAUCUAUUACAUCUUCUGAAGCAGGAAAAAACUUACAUGUUACUAAAACUCCAGCUUUUGAGGAUAUACCAUCUGGUUUGAGCAAAAUAAAGAGAACUGAAGCCAUAAGCCAAAAGAGUAGUCAUCUUCUGGAAUCACUUGAACUACAGAAGAUGGAAAAUAAAGGCAGUCCUUUUGAAGGACCUGUUAUUUCAUCUGUAUUUUCUCUUAGCUCUGGGACUGAAAAUGUUCCAGAGGAUGUCAGAUGGGAUGACACAACACGCAAGAAGAAAUCAGCAACAUUGCUGUGUAGAAAGAUUGCUCAGCUCAUGUCUGCUGCUGAACCUAACAUGAAAUCUGUGCCCUUGAGAUGUCAGGCUUCUAGUAAAAAGUCGCUUUUGCCUCCAGAAAGUUCAGCAAGCUGUGAGGGAGCUGUUUGUGCCACUGAAGUGGAACAACCUGUGACUUUGUCUGAAGCACAUGGUGGAAGAAGUGUGAUUAGUAGUGAAGAACACAGUGAAGAUCAGCUCUUUACAUUUGCAAGAACUUCUAAAAAUAGGGUAACUAAAAAUUCCCAUGUUGCUACCCCAGUGUUUAUCCCCAAAGGGACGAUGCUGAGAGUGCUGAAUGCUACAGGUAGUCAAAGCUCAUACGGAAUAGAAAACAGGAGCGAAACAUCAGCUCCUGUGCAUCGCAAUGAAAUGUUUCUGCCUCGCCCGGUCCCCGUCAGUGUUUCUGAGACACUCAGCAGCAAUUUCCCAUGUUUGCCUAAUCAGAGCAAACCAGGUGCUGAGUCCCAAACUAUAUCACUCAGGCAAAGACCAAAGCGAGAGGCAAGUGCUAAAAAUAACAGCAAGCAAACUGGUGUACCAUUUCAGAAAAGCAGUGAUGUGAGCAAGCAAAGCAAGCCCUAUUCAAAAAGUCCCAAAAAUAAGGCAAGACAAACAAGCUUCAGAGAACUUCCUAAGAGGAAAACAAGAGCUCAGUUGGAAACCACUUCAAGUUCUGAUAUGUCUUACCUGUUGACAGCAAGACGUCUUCGACUUCUUCCUCUGAAAAUGAAUCAGUUGAUAAAAUGCCCUCGUCGUAAUCAGCCAGUUGUGGUACUAAACCAUCCUGAUGUUGAUUCACCAGAGAUAAUUAAUGUCAUGAAGACUAUCAACAAGUAUAAAGGUCAAGUCCUGAAAGUAGUUCUGUCAGAAAGGACAAGCAGUUGUCUUGGUGUCAAACGUUAUCGGAAGCGUCUUACUCUUCAGAAUGCUGAGACAGGAAACCAAGCAAAAAAGCGGAGUAUGCUAAAAAUGAAGCUAAAAAAGACACACAAAAACAACUACCAAGUGGUGGAAAGUUCACCAGCUGAAGCACUUCGGUGUCUCUUUAAGUGUUGGUUUUGUGGGAGAGUAUAUAUGGACCAAGAAGAAUGGAUAAGUCAUGGACAGAGACACUUAAUAGAGGCAACCAAGGGUUGGGAUGUUCUUUCUCUUCAAGCAAGAAAACGUUAAGUGAGAGCCCAGGGGAGGUUUCCUCUCUUGCUUUUAAUGAGUGACACUAACUUGCUUGAAAUGGAGGAUGGAAAUAACUGCUUUAUUUUGCCAAAAGUCCUCUGCUGUUAGCAAAAUAAAGAAGAGAGUAGAGGUACAGAGAGAUAGAGAAGCUGACAGUGAGGAUUAAGCACCACUUUGCACUCUUGUGAUUGAAAUUUGUGUUGGAGGUCAGCUUCAUCUGUUCCAUAGGAGAAAUUUAAAGAAGAUUUGCUAUGCAAACAUCUUUCUAGUUACCUUAGGAUACUGUGCUGUACGUGGUUUGUGCUAGGUCUGUAUGGAUUAAAACCUUAGAUGAUGAGAUCUUUGUAAAUUUAACAGAAUUUAGUUUGCUUUAUUACAGCAUGGUGUUUCAGAGAUCGAGCACAUCUGUAUGGAAAUGCACCUUUGGUCCUCUCUGGACAGCAAGUGGAAGUCAUAGGUUUUAGCGGCAAAUUAAGCACUACGCGUAAAAAGUAAAAUUUCAAUGCAAGUGCUGUGUUUCAGUGAAAUAAAAACACUUCUGCUGACUUCAGAGGAGGUACAAGGGUGUAAAUGAAAAAUCUAGGGAAUCAGUUACUCCUGGUAGGUCAGAUAGCACAAAAAUUUUUAAUUUUGUUUAGUACUGAGUCUUUACCUAGACUGUAUUGUGUAGAUGCGAGGGAGCAGAACACUGUCAGGAUUCUGUGCCAUCAAGCCAGAGAUACUUUCAGGCUUGGGCUGAUAGUGGAAAGUGCUUCUUUAUGGCCUCAAGGCUGUUCUAAAAUAGUAUUAGCCAAACAUAAACUCUGUACCACCUUGUGUGUGAUAGAAGCAUUUACAGACUCAGUAUUUGGUUAGAACUCUAGUUGGUGAGCCUUUUUACUAGGGAACUUGUUGAAGACUUUUCAAACUGAAAAGCCACGUUGCACAGCUUUUACAUUGACAGUGUUGAACCAGAUUUUCAGUGCAAUCUUUCAUCAUAUUUAAGAAUUUAGAUGUUGUUGCAAUUUAUUUUUUGUAGGCCUCAAAUUCAUACAAGCAUGUGCCUAGUUACAGAUUAUGUCUGAUGCGUACUGACUUCAGUGCAGUGUAAACAUUGCUCAGUUGCUUAAACACUUCUCUAAAUCAGGGCCAAAUUACAGCUUUUUAGUAAAAAAGAGGGAUGGAUGACACUGAAGUUACUGUUUCUCUGUGUGAGUUGUGGAUGUUUCUCUUCAUCUUGUCAAUUUUAAAUCAUUUUAGAGUCAUAUAGAAUGAAGUAUAUGGAAGCACAUACUUACAAUUAAAAUAAUGUGUUACAGUUUUAGAAGUAUGAAAAUCAAUACUGACUCUAAUGCUGGAUGUGUGUUCUAUGUUUGAACUGGGACUUCUCUGGUAAACUGGUAGUCCCUAACUCUUUUCACUGAUGGUGCAUUUUUGUAAACAGUUUAGCUGGGAAUAUUUUUUUAUAUACUCCAGCAGAUUAUACAUUGUUUUGAUAAAAUAUUUAUCAUAUCUACAUUAGAAUGUAAAUAUUUUAAAACUCCAUCUGACUGAGGUUUACUUUCAAAACCACUUAUUGCUUUCCCAUAAUUUUGCAAUACAGUUAAAAUCCUUCCGAUAGCUGGUGCUUUAAGUCAGAUCUUUUUGUCGUGUACACAUGGAAAAUUUUUGUAUCAUUUGUAUCAGACUAAACUGCUCCACAGAACAAACUUUGUUUUUCCUGUUUUGUCAAUAAUAAGGAAAUGACAGUUCUCAUUUUGUAUUCAAAUGGAAUUAUAUUUUUUUAGAUGGGUACACUAGAGGGUUUUUUUCCCCCACUUCGUAUGCUUUGAUGCCAAACCUAACAGUGCUAUUUGCAUUUUCAAUGGUGAAGAUAGUUUCCAUUUUAAAAUUAUAGCAUAACGUAUAAAAUGAAUACUGAAAUGGUUAACACAAAAACCCCCAUGGUUAGCAUUCCUCAUUUGUUUUAAUUCCUUCAAUCCAGGUUACUGGCUGAAUUAAUUUUGUUUCUGUAGAAGCUACCAAAUAAAUAGUUUUGAAUUUGCUUUGUAAGAGUUGUCACUGGCAAAAUCAGAACAUUGCUCAUGAAAGCUGUACUGGGGGAAAGGGAGAAAGUGUUGCUGCUCAGCUUUGUGGAUUCUGGAUGUUUUAAGUAUACUAGUAAUGCUUGUCUUCUGUAAGCAAGUUUACUGUUUACUUUAGUAAACAUCUGCAAAGCUCUGUACGUCACUGCCAUAAUCUGUUACCUAAAUUGUUAAGCCUUGGGGUUUUUAUAGUUUUUAAUUUAAAUUUUUUUUGUUUCAACAUGAAAACCUUUUGUAAGUUAAAUUGUAUUGUGGUUAUGAAAUUCUUAAAGCAGAUUAUGUCAUGCUUUUUGUUAUGAACUCUGCUAAACUCUAUUUUAGCAGCUUCUGUUUUGUUACUUUUAUUAGAUAAAAUUAAGUCAGAAUAAUUUCCUUCAAGUUUAAUAGUGUCAUCAGUUUGAGAGAAAUUAUUUACAGCGGAUGUUUUCUUCCCUUUUGACUCAGCACUGAGAAAUAAAAAGGUUGAAAGAAAGUAACAAUCAGCUGCUGAAUUUUUUUAGAGCUAGUUUGUACCACUACAUAGUACGUCAUAAAUUGGAUUGGAAUGUUGUGGUUUUGGGCUUGAGUGGUUUUGUUCUUGUUCCUGUUCUGUAAGGAUAAAGUAACUGAGGUUCUAAAGUAAUUAGGUUAUUGUAAUAUACCUUUUCUGGUAUAUUGCAAUAACCUAGUCAAACUUCUGAGUGUGGUUAGGAAGGUUAUCGAUGCUGUGCAGAAAAAUCCCUUCAUGUACAUGUGGAAUUGUAGUUUGCCUUCAUAUACAUAGAGAAUUUAGCUAGGCUUCCAAAACUCAAAUUGUAUGAAUAAAUAUUUCUGUAUUUUUUUUCUGGAAAAAUAAUCACAUUCUCAUGUUCUUUGCUCAUACACACUAGGGCAUGUUUUCUU
Molecule: messenger RNA, 6640 nt
Organism: Pyrgilauda ruficollis (rufous-necked snowfinch)
Lineage: Eukaryota; Metazoa; Chordata; Aves; Passeriformes; Passeridae
Gene: ZNF518B
Product: zinc finger protein 518B
Exons: 2
Coding region: 468-3692 (1074 amino acids)
Biological process (GO): regulation of gene expression
Cellular component (GO): nucleus
Source: RefSeq, a predicted model, not a curated record